Molecule: messenger RNA, 5256 nt
Organism: Topomyia yanbarensis
Lineage: Eukaryota; Metazoa; Arthropoda; Insecta; Diptera; Culicidae
Exons: 11
Coding region: 394-4611 (1405 amino acids)
Biological process (GO): response to oxidative stress
Molecular function (GO): peroxidase activity; heme binding
Source: RefSeq, a predicted model, not a curated record
CUUUUGGUUUCGUUAAAGCUCCCAAGAAUCACUCGCCCGCAGACCAGUCGCAGUGAAGUCGUCGCAGCGAGAGCACGCGAAAUUGACCAUUUUGCCGUGCUGUUCCGAGAGUGUGUCAAAAACUCCCUCCUUCGCCAAAAACGAGUUGCAGUGAGUGUUGGUUGGUGGUAGAGUGUGGCUCCCUUUUCCUCGAGAAGGGGAUCCAAGGCUACGAACAGACGACCCGCAGCCAUCCUCCUGGUGGAGGUUAAUCUUGCGCUGCAGUAAGUGUAAUUUUUUAUUGAAGAAGAAAGUGAAAUUUGGAUGUCGUGGAAAAAGAGUUGUUGAAAUAAUAAAAGUGAUUUAUUGGAAAAAGUGCAUUUUGGUCAGGGACUCCUGAAGCAACAGCUGAAGAUGACGAUGAGAGGUGUGGAGUUACUAAGCUUAAGCAUAUUUCUAGUCAUACUGGUAACGAUUGACCACCAGCACCGCACACAUGCUGCCGAUCUGAAGGAAAGAGCCCGUGCCGCUCUGCUGCUGGAGAGAGCCGGUCCGGGCAAGGCUCAGUGCAAGACAGGCCGACCGCUGCCAUGUCCGCCGAGUAAGUUCCGGUCUGCUUCGGGCGAGUGCAACAACUUCAACCAUCGCUACUGGGGCGCCCGAGGGGACCCGUUCCUGCGACUGCUGGAGCCAGAUUAUGCCGAUGGUCGCAUCAAACCUCGCACCUCGGUUGGUUCCCACGCGCUGCCUACACCGGAUACCAUUAUCGAGCAGCUACAACGUUCGAUUCAGGUGAACGCAAGCCAUCCACACGUUACCGCAAUGUUACCCGCCUGGGGUCAACUCCUGGCGUACGAUCUAGUCCAGAUACUAUCACCGCACGCGUCGUUCCGCUGCUGCCGGAACGAUUCGUCGGCAGCUUCCGAUGAGAUCAUCCAGUGCUACGUUCGCGCCGGAGCUGACUGCAAAGAGUACAAAAGAUCCAUCCCAUCCCACGAUCCCGGUUCCUGCCAGUUCGAUCACCGCGAUCAAAUGAAUGCCGCUUCCGGCUUUCUGGACGGUUCUGGACUGUUCGGUACAACGGAGAAAGAAAUUUUGGCUCUAAGAACAUUCUCAUCCGGAAAGGUCGACAUCAAGGCGUGUCUGAGGUGUAACGAACCGGGUGCGAUCGGGGCACUGCAUACUAUUUUGUUGAAAGAACACAACCGAAUCGCUGAAGAAAUGUCCAGCUUAAAUCCGGAAUGGAGUGACACCACGUUGUUCUACGAAGCUCGUCGAGCUGUAAUAGCGGAGAUACAGCACAUCACCUACAACGAGUUCCUGCCUAUCGUUCUGGGUAGUGAGAUAGCAAGCAGUUCAGAUCUAAGGCUCGUAGGAGGCAAACACUACAGCGGAUAUUACUCGGGCAACCGAGGCGGUGUGUUCAACGAGAUCGCUGUCGGAGCAAUUCCAGCCUUCCUAACCAUGUUGCCACCGGAUAUGUACAACGAAUCGGCAUCGGCCGAAAUUCUAAUUUCUAGUCCUGCUAUGCAGCAAACUUACGUCCCCGAUCACGCCACAUUCAACGAUGAGUGGACUCCGAUCGCUCUAGCUAUUCAGCGGGGUCGCGAUCAUGGCAUUCCGUCAUAUCACAAAGCUCUGAACUUGUGCGAAAAGCGUUUCGGGAUCCCCUAUGGAUCCAAGUUGACUUUUGAUGACAUGGAGUACUUUGGGCUGUCACCAGCUAAAAGGAAAGCUUUGGAAAAUAUCUAUCAAGAUGCCGAGGAUAUUGAUCUGCUGAUUGGGGGUCUCUCGGAAACUGCAACCUUAGGUACCGUCUUUGGACCAACGAUCACUUGCCUGCUAGCUAUUCAGUUUGCCAAUUUACGCAGCAGUGAUCGCUUCUGGUACGAAAACGAUCUACCACCAUCGUCGCUGAAUUUGCCGCAGCUACAAGCCAUUCGUCGGGUCACUCUAUCGGGACUUCUUUGCGAAGCUAAUGGAGUGUCUAAGGCGCAGCCUAAAGCGUUCAUCCGUGAGGAUCCGUACCUAAAUGCCCGUCUGAAUUGUGAUCAACUGUCUGGGCUGGAUGUUACUGCUUGGCGCACGGAAACUGCCGAGGAAGUCGAAGAAAUCGUUGAUGCAAAGACCCCAACCCCGCCAGAGUUGGCUGAAUUGGAUGCUGGUGUAAUCAAACAAGCCCUCGACAAAGCUAAAGAUAAACUGAACGAGAGGAAAAGGUUCGAAUACGAAGCCUGGAGUAAACAGGGUGGAAUCGAUGCCAAAUCUCCAGCUGGAACAGCUGCUUCAUUCAGCAAGGCCAACAAAAACGCACUGAUUAUUGCCAAUACUUCACUACUCUUCGAGCUGGCUUCUAACGAAAUCUUAGGCACACUACACUCGAUUCGUCGUCGCAAGCGUCAGGUAUUCGACAACAACCUUGGUGCAUUCGGCGGAGACGAUUUCAACAAUGCCCUGCAGAGCAUCGAUGUAAACCAGUUCAUCACCGGAUCUAUCUCCCCGAUCAAUUUAGAACCGCAGUGUGAAAACUUGGAAGCCGCAUGUGACACGACAACGCCUUUCCGUACACUAACUGGUCACUGUAACAAUCUCAGAAGUCCUGAACUCGGUCAGUCGCUGACAGUCUUCGCCCGCUUAUUGCCACCAGUUUACGAUGACGGUAUUUCACAACCUCGCUCCAUCUCCGUUGCCGGCACUCCUCUACCGAACCCUAGGACGAUCUCUGCUUUGAUUCACCCGGACAUUUCCAAUCUUCACACACGUUAUUCGCUGAUGGUCAUGCAGUAUGCCCAAUUCCUGGAUCACGAUCUAACCAUGACACCUAUUCACAAAGGUUUCCACGAGUCUAUCCCGAGCUGUCGAUCAUGCGAUUCGCCCAGAACCGUACACCCUGAAUGCCACCCAAUUCCAAUCCCUCCACGAGAUCAUUACUACCCGGAACUGAAUGUAACUAGUGGUGAACGGUUUUGUUUCCCAUUCAUGAGAUCACUUCCUGGACAACAGACAUUAGGUCCUCGAGAACAGAUCAAUCAGAACACAGCUUUUCUGGAUGGUUCUCAAAUUUACGGUGAAAAUGGCUGCGUCGGUAAAGGUCUACGAGGGUUCUCUGGCCGUCUGAACUCUACCAUUCAUCCCAUUCGCGGAAAGGAAAUGCUCCCCCAGACUCCCAUUCAUCCAGAGUGUAAAUCAGCUAGUGGAUACUGUUUCGCUGCCGGCGAUGGUCGGGCAUCCGAACAACCAGGUCUUACCGUCAUCCACACCUUGUUCCUCCGAGAGCACAACCGUAUUGUCGAAGGACUACGUGGCGUCAAUCCACAUUGGAACGGAGAUCAGCUGUACGAACACGCUCGUCGCAUCGUCAUUGCUCAAAAUCAACACAUCAGCUUCAACGAAUUCUUACCGCGCAUUCUUAGCUGGAACGCUGUCAAUCUGUACGGUCUAAAGCUGCUUCCACAAGGAUACUACAAGGACUACAACCCAACGUGUAAUCCAGCCAUCGUUACCGAAUUCGCGGCAGCCGCCUUCCGUAUUGGACACUCACUACUUCGGCCACACAUUCCGCGGCUCAGUCCUCAGCAUCAGCCAAUCGAUCCUCCGAUUCUGCUUCGAGAUGGAUUCUUCAAAAUGGACAUUUUUAGCCAGCAACCUGGCCUGAUCGAUGAAAUUGCCCGUGGCCUGGUAGCAACACCAAUGGAAACCCUGGAUCAAUUCAUCACCGGUGAAGUUACCAAUCAUCUGUUCGAGGAUCGCCGUAUCCCAUUCUCCGGAAUUGAUCUGGUCGCUUUGAAUGUUCAGCGUGCUCGUGACCACGGAAUUCCUUCGUACAACAACUAUCGGGCACUUUGCAACCUCAAACGAGCUCAGACCUGGGAGGAUUUGAGCCGGGAAAUGCCACCGGAGGUCAUCGCUCGGCUGAAGCGGAUCUACAACAGCGUGGACGAUAUCGACCUGUUCCCCGGUGGUAUGUCCGAGCGACCGCUACAAGGAGGUCUGGUUGGUCCCACUUUCGCUUGCAUCAUCGCUAUCCAGUUCCGGCAGGUGCGCAAGUGUGAUCGUUUCUGGUACGAGACUGAUGAUCCAGUUGUUAAAUUUACGGAAGCUCAGCUUGCUGAAAUUCGCAAAACUACACUCUCUAGAAUUAUUUGCGAGAAUUUGGACAUUCAGGGAGAUAUGCAGCGUGCGGCUUUCGAUCUUCCAAGCAACUUCCUUAACCCACGCGUGCCUUGCAGUUCCAUGCAACAAAUAGAUCUCAGUGCAUGGCGGGAAAACGUUGUUCAGGGUUGCCAUAUCGGCGGAAAGCAAGUGAACGUCGGUGACUCUGCGUUCCCAUCACCCUGCACUAGUUGUAUCUGUACAAACGAAGGCCCUCAAUGUGCUUCGCUGCGUAUCACUGAUUGUGCUCAGCUUGCUCGAGAAUGGCCCCGUGACGUGAUACUCCGAGAUGACGUAUGCAGCGCUCAGUGCGGCUUGGUGCUCCAGAACGGUGGCAACGCCCAGGGACGGCAAAUUCCCAUCAAUCUACGACAACCGGGGCAACGUGUAUCGCGUUCCCGAGUAAUACAACAGCAGUCCACAAUUCCGCUCACCUUCCAGGGCUUCCAAUUCCCCGAUUUGACGCAAUUCAUCGGUUAAAUCUAUUAUUUUUUUAUUAUUGUACAUAAUGAGCGGCCAUAUUACUACCUUCUAUGUUAUUUUGAGUUAUUCGUUUUUUCUGACUAUUAAACUGCCUUUAGGAUGAUUCUUUUUAAAUAAUUUUACUCUUUAACGUAUCUCGAACGUUCUAGAAGCUAAAAUCAUUACCGUGAUCUACAUUUAUUGUAAAUAUUAGUGUGUAGUACAAGCCAGCAAAGGACUGUUGCUUAUUCCUAGUUCGUCCCCAGGCACAUAUUUUAUUCCAACAAAAAGUUUUAUUAGUAAAACUAUUACGAACCCAAUAAGAACUACACCUACAAGGAAGAAACCAUUUUAACAACAAACCGUACAAGUACGGUACAAAGAAACAAAACGCUCAAUGCCGGCCGAGAAAUCCAAUAUGCAACGAACGUAAUCGUGAAAAAAAAAAGAUUUAGUGAUAUACUUAAUGUAUGUAAGAGCAGUUUUAGAUCUAUCUAUAGAGUUAGGUGAGUGAAAUGAAUAGUUUUAUAAAGUCUCAGCAACGAUCAAAACUUGAAAUGUGAGAACUGCGUGCACCGGUUGGGAUGUACAAUUGUGGUGACUUUAUGACAGUGUUUGCGAGAAAUGGAACAAUUUUAAAUAAAUGUAUUUAUGACGAAAAGA